Molecule: messenger RNA, 4408 nt
Organism: Nothobranchius furzeri (turquoise killifish)
Lineage: Eukaryota; Metazoa; Chordata; Actinopteri; Cyprinodontiformes; Nothobranchiidae
Source: RefSeq, a predicted model, not a curated record
UAAUCGGCACAGCGAAUACUCUUUACCUGUGCUACACAUGGAAAGUCAGUUUUGUAUUGUUUUGUCAAUAAAGUUUUGGGUUUUGAAAAUCGCGCCAUAACUGCAAUAGCUAGCUUAACAUUUAACCCCUUUUCAACUGCAUCAUUACCUAGUUAACCAGGUAAAACGUCAGAAACAAUGAACAACACGGAUGUUGUUUAUGAGAAGACACACUUCAGACAUGACCGGAAGUGGAGCGUCCACCUACGGCCUGCAGAUGGGGGAAUGCUGCUCUGUAUGGCCUGUGUUAUUGAAAUGAUCGAGACGCAAGAGAUCCCGUCAGCGAGGAAGUCGUUUGUCUUAUCUGCCCUUAGCGGGAUGUUGAAAAGCUCUGCGGGUGCUUUGAAAGAGCUGCUCCGACAGGACCGCAGAGUCACUCAGCACUUUAUCACCACACUAUUAGGUUUGCUUCAGACCUUGGAGGACCCAGUCACUAUGGAGAAGGCAGACCAAGUUCUGGUUCAGCUGCUUUUAGAGCUGCAGGAUGAGCUGCCCUUUCACAUCGUUUUGGAUGCGAUACACAAACAGCUGAGUGACCAAUUUAAUGUGAAACGCUUCCUGCCUACAUUCAACUUCCUGGGAAGCCUUCUGAAAACAGUCCCCAACGUGGCUCACAGCCUUCUGACUCAGUAUGUGCCUAUGUUAGACCACCUGUGCUCAGCCCUGCUUUAUCCAGAUGAAGCGCUGAAGACUUCAGUCGUGUAUCUGUGGCUUCAGCUGCUGGAGACAUCUGGAGACGCAGCGGUCCAGUCCCUGCCUGUUGCCACAAGGGACAGACUGUGCAUACUGCUGCUGCAGACCUUUGCCAAUGCUGGCUUGGGACAGCUCAUUAAAAACUGUGCUGGUUUGCUCUGGCAGCUGGUGAAGCUGGAUGAGGCUGUGUCAGUUCUGAUGAACCACCCAGGCAGUCAGAUCCUGUGUGAUGGGAAUGAGAACAUGCUCGUCAACAACAGCCAAAACCAAGAGCAACCGCCUGCUGACCAUUGCCUCCUACCCCUCCUUCUGAAAAAGUUGCUGCUGAGUGGGGACGAGACAUUGCAGGUCACCAGUGCAAAGUGCAUUGCUGCCAUUAUGGUUCAUUCUCCCAGUCAGUACAGUACUUUCUUCAUCAGGGCUGAUUUACCUGGAUUUCUGUUUGACCGUCUGGCCGGUUGCAACACUGAGAUGUUUCUGUGGUCAAUCUACAGCUGUCUGGUGCUACUAACUGAAAAUCCGCUCUUCUUCUCUCAGUGCCACUCUGUCUAUGGUAUAGAGUCCCUGCUGCGCAGUCUGAAGGAGGCUUUGCAGCUCACCAAUCUGGAGGUACCAAAACAAGGUUUCCUACUCCUCACUGAAAUACUGGAAAGACAGCCUCCAGGUGUGCAUCUGUUCCCCAGUGGUUCAGCGUUUGUGGCGGUUUCAGAGGUCUUGUUAGCUGGAAGCUCCUGUUCCUGCCUGUCUGUAGCCACACAGGUCAUCAGAGCCACCACCUCUUUGUUCAGCCUCAAUCAUCAGUCCAGACCAGUCCAGUACAAGGAGAUAGAGAGACUGAUAGAAGCCAUCACCAGUAGAUUAUCUGAGCUACUUCUGCCCUCCUCUGCUCACCAGCGAAACUCUAGUCAUCUGAAAGGAAUGGAUUCCAACAGCAAGAGCUUUAGGUCCAAAUGUUAUCUCCUACAGGCUCUGGUUUGUUUUCAGGCAGCCUGCAGGCUUGCUGAGGAAUGUGGGUCAGAUCCAGUUCUGAUGAAGAACCCGUUCACUGCUCCACAUAAACCCAGCGAUGAUGAAGACUCACUGGAGUCUCUGUGUGGAUGUCUGCUACGCUGCUGUGACUCCGUCUGGAUCCCUACUGUCCUUAGGGCGUGUGAGGGUGUACCCAGUGCCCAGGUACUGCAGUACUUCUACUCCACUCUUUGCUUCCAGUUCACGCUUCUUCCAUCUCUCAUGCCUGAUUUCGCCAAAAAACUUGCGUCCUCUGGUUUCUUUAAGCUGACUGUGAAUCAUAAAGCCCUCCUUUGUGCAGGAAACAGGAACCCAAUUCUGAAUGCAUCUUUCUGUGGUUUUCUGCAGAAACUGAGUGUGUGUCUGCUCUCUGAAUCAGACCUCCCUUCGGACCCAUACAACGAUUGUGAGGAGGUGGAGAAUCUUCUGCACUGCAACCUUCCCUCCAUGUGUUAUCAUCUGUCAGACUGGGGCUCUUUGUUAUGCGAUUAUCAGGAGCCGAGGUCCACUCAGUACUGUCUGGUGAUAAUGCUCUAUCUGGCUCUGAAGCACGGAGACAGGCUGCUCCCAGACCAGUCCGUGUUCUCCAGUGUGGUGGUGUUGCUGCAGUCAAUGCAGGAGCAAGGGGACUCCUAUGUGCCUUGCUGUGUCCUCCGCUCAGCCCUUUACCUGCUGGCUGUGACCCAAGACAAGAGCCCCCGUCUCGAUGUGGUUCCUUUGAAUUAUAUCUGCAAAGCAUUCUCCUCCUGCCAAAGCUUCUCCUCCAUCUACUCUCACCAUCCUGCUCUCCUCCACUUCGUUUGUCGAUAUCAAGAGCUAGCAGAAAAAUUUGGGCCCCUGGUUCUGGAGCUUUGGUUGACUAGGAAAUCACACGAUGAUGCGGAGCAGAGCAUGGCCAAAGAGGAGGAGAGUGAAGAUGACGAGCAGAAUGAGGAACCAGACACCCAAACGACAGAGAUACUGACUCUAAUCGAGAAAUACCCAAAUGUCCUUCUGAUGCUCAUUGACAUGCUGAUAAGCAGAGAGCCUCCCCUGGCUGAGCGGGCUCUGGGUGUCCUGGAGGCUCUUCUGCAUGGGAACAGAGAGUACACGACAGAUUUGUGUUCCAACCUCAGACCAGCCCUGCUCCAGGCAUUACAGAGGCUCAGUGUGGAUAAUGGACUCGGCCGUGAUCACAGCCCACCGGUCAACUCUCUCCCAAUGGUGCUGAAGCUGCUGUGUGUGACCCAGGCCAGUGACCCGCCUUCACCCUCCGUUUUCACUAAUAUGGAAGGAGUACACUUCAAGCUGCUCUACCAUGUGGGUAGUGUUGUUGGGAUGCUGAAGCCAACCAACACAGAGGCUCUUCUUCAUGCCUUCAACUUCCUGCAGUGCUGGCUGAGUCUGUCACCUGCUUACAGCGCUAACGGAGCUGUCUCCAUGCUGCUCUCCAACAGCAGGCUGCUGCAGCAGCUACAGACCAUCAUCUCCUCCUCCUCUUCUGAUCCACCCCCACUUCCAUCAGCUCGUCCUCCGUCAGCUCUGCUGUGCUGCAGCCAUCUACUCCUGUCCUCCCUCAUUACCUUGCAGUGCAUUCACUCCACUCAGGUCCAAACCAGCAUCAGCUGGAGUCUAGACACAGCUGUGCAGCUACUGCUUCUUCAGAAGAGAAACACAGACAACCUCUUGCUGGUGUCCUACCUGAGGUUGCUGCAGGCUUUACUUGAUGUUGACCUGACGUCAGCAGUGGUGUGUUUGAACACUGGUCCUGGUUUGGUCAGACCCAGGCCCCUGGAGGUUGAAGACGGCGCGUUGUUCCCUCUUGGCUCCAAAGGGGCUUUGUGCCUCUUAAAUGCUCUCCAAGGACUUCUUUUGCAGAAACACGAGUUGUUGUUGCAAACCUCCGUUGGCUGUCUGAGCUCCCUUAUGAGCUUCCUUAGAAGAAGAAGUCCCGUUACAGCCAAAUACGCAGCGUGUCAGCCAUGGUCUCGAAUCCUCCUGCAGAGCCUGCUCAGCUCAGGGGAAAGCUCCUUUCUGCAUCCGGCCCUCCUGAGAUUCAUCACACUGCUGCUGAGGCACAGCAGCACAGCGGUGCGCUGGGAGCCACACCUGCUCCAUGUGAUGGAGACAGUGGAGAUGAGGGGGGUGAAGGAGCUCAGCCUCGAGGCAGCACGUGCUCUGGAGCUGCUGCUCACACAGAUUCAGGGCAGCGUUUCACUUCCCACUGAGGAGCACAAGCUGAGAGUGAGAGAAAUGAGGGAGGCGCUCGGAUCGCAGAUGUCAGCUGAGAGCUGCAACACCAGUCGGUCCACCAACAUCUUAUGUGUUGGAGACGUGUCCAUCGGUCUGACCUCACUCUGAAAACACGAGACAGACCGUUCUCUUCCAUGGUUCUUCACUUACAGCUCCUUCAUUCCCAUGUUCUUGUUGUUUCUGUUCUUACAUAUUGUGUUACAGCAUCACAGAUCUCUGUUGGGUUCAGCUGAAGACGGAGAAAAGUGUGUUUGACUUUGAGGGGAGAAAGUCUUUGCUGAAGCAGCUGUUGGCGGUGGUCCUGAGAGACUAUGGGAUGUCGGUGAUGAGUUAAAGCAUCCUUGGUGGCCUUUGUCUCAGACAGAUACUUUUUGUGUUUACAUCUGGUACUUUGGGUGAUCGGUGAAGACAAUAAAGUACUUUUACUAAAGGGAAA